CUCCCCGCGGGGUGCGGGGUAGUUUUCCGCGCGGCCGCCAGGCUUCACCAUGCUGCGGGGCUAGAGCCGCCGAGGCGCCGCCGCAGCGCAGCGGGGUAAUAAUGUUAACAGAGACCAGUCUUUCCAUAUGGGGAUGGGGAAGUCUUGGCCUUGUGCUUUUUCUAGUAACUUUUGGACCCUUCGCUAUAUUUUACUUUGCAUUUUAUAUCCUCUGCUUUGUGGGUGGGGGUUUUGUGGUUACUCUUUUAUUUGGAAAAAGCAAUUCAGAAAAAUACCUUGAGCAGUGUGAACAUUCAUUUCUCCCUUGUACAUCGGUUGGGAUCCCUAAGUGCAUAGAAGAAAUGAAACGUGAAGCCAGACCUAUUAAGAUUGACAGAAGACUGACAGGUGCGAAUAUAAUUGAUGAGCCUUUACAACAGGUAAUCCAGUUUUCCCUGAGAGACUAUGUGCAGUAUUGGUAUUACACACUAAGUGAUGAUGAAUCCUUUCUUCUGGAAAUUAGGCAGGCUCUUCAGUAUGCUCUUGUUCAGUUUUCUGCCAGGUCAAAGGAAACAGACUGGCAGCCUUAUUUCACUACACGACUUGUUGAUGACUUUGGCACUCAUCUUCGAGUUUUCAGAAAAGCUCAGCAAAGGAUAGCAGAGAAAGGCAAUCAGAUGAAAGAUCAAGCUGAGGAACUUGUAGAUACAUUCUUUGAGGUUGAAGUUGAAAUGGAAAAAGAAGUCUGUCGUGAUCUAGUCUGCACUUCUCCCAAAGAUGAAGAAGGAUUCCUAAGGGAUCUGUGUGAGGUUUUACUGUAUAUAUUGCUACCUCCUGGAGACUUCCAGAAUAAGAUCAUGCGAUACUUUGUCAGGGAAAUCCUCUCCCGAGGAAUUCUUCUUCCAUUAAUAAACCAGCUCAGUGAUCCUGAUUAUAUUAAUCAGUAUGUCAUAUGGAUGAUUCGUGAUUCCAACUGUAACUAUGAGGCCUUUAUGAAUAUUAUUAAAUUAAGUGAUAAUAUAGGCGAAUUGGAAGCUGUGAAAGAUAAAGCAAGUGAAGAAUUGCAAUAUCUUCGAUCUCUAGAUACAGCAGGAGAUGAUAUCAACACUAUAAAAAAUCAAAUAAACAGUUUAUUAUAUGUUAUUAAAGUAUGUGAUUCAAGAAUUCAGAGGUUGCAGUCAGGAAAAGAAAUAGAUACUGUGAAACUGGCAGCAAACUUUGGAAAACUUUGCACAGUCCCUUUGGACCAUAUUCUGGUAGACAAUGUUGCACUACAGUUUUUUAUGGAUUACAUGCAGCAAACUGGUGGCCAAGCACAUCUGUUUUUCUGGAUGACAGUGGAAGGAUACAGGGUUACAGCUCAGCAACAACUGGAGGUACUUCAAAGUCGGCAGAAAGAUGGAAAGCAUCAGACUAAUCAGACCAAGGGUCUAUUAAGAGCAGCUGCAUUUGGAGUUUAUGAGCAAUAUUUAUCAGAAAAGGCAUCUCCAAGAGUUAAUAUUGAUGACAACUUAGUAGCAAAACUUGCAGAAACACUGAACCAUGAGGAUCCAACACCUGAAAUCUUUGAUGACAUUCAGAGAAAGGUGUACGAGUUGAUGCUGCGAGAUGAGAGGUUCUACCCUUCGUUCAAGCAGAAUGUGUUGUACGUGCGUAUGUUAGCUGAGCUGGACAUGCUGAAGGAUCCUAGUUUCAGAGGAUCAGAUGAUGGUGAAGGAGAAUCUUUUAAUGGGUCUCCUACUAGCAGCAUAAAUCUGUCCUUAGAUGACCUUUCAAAUGUCCCCACUGAUGAGACUGUUCAGCUCCAUGCAUACAUCUCAGAUACUGUCUAUGCUGACUCUGACCCAUAUGCUGUGGCAGGAGUGUGCAAUGACCACGGCAAGACGUACGCCCUGUACGCCAUCACCGUCCACCGGCGAAACGCAAACAACGAGGAGAUGUGGAAGACAUACCGGCGCUACAGCGACUUCCACGACUUCCACAUGAGGAUCACUGAGCAGUUUGAAAACCUUGCAAAUAUACUAAAACUUCCUGGCAAAAAAACAUUUAACAACAUGGACAGAGAGUUUUUGGAAAAGAGGAAAAAAGACUUAAAUGCUUAUUUGCAGCUCUUGUUAAAUCCUGAAAUGAUGAAAGCUUCUCCAGCUUUAGCCCAUUAUGUGUAUGACUUCCUGGAGAAUAAAGCCUACAGCAAAGGGAAGGGAGAUUUUGCACGGAAGAUGGACACAUUUGUAAAUCCACUGCGUAACUCUAUGAGAAAUGUAUCAAAUGCAGUCAAGUCUAUCCCUGACAGCCUGGCAGAGGGAAUGACUAAAAUGUCAGACAACAUGGGUAAAAUGUCAGAGAGAUUGGGACAAGACAUAAAGCAAUCAUUUUUCAAGGUGCCACCUCUGAUGCAGAAAACCUAUUCAGAUCCUGACCAUUGCCGUGUUGCAGCACCAAUCGAUGACAACGUGGAUGACAAUAUUCCGCUGAGAGUAAUGCUUCUGCUUAUGGAUGAAGUCUUUGAUUUAAAGGAGAGAAAUCAGUGGUUAAGAAGAAAUAUAAAAAAUCUACUUCAGCAACUUAUUAGAGCAACAUAUGGUGACACAAUUAAUAGAAAAAUAGUUGAUCACGUUGAUUGGAUGACAUCUCCCGAGCAAGUAGCAGAUGCAGUGAAACGCUUCAGAGACGCUUUUUGGCCCAAUGGCAUUUUAGCAGAAACUGUUCCACGAAGGGACAAAGCUAUUAGAAUGAGAACAAGAGUGGCAGGGAAAACCAAAUUGCUGGAGGUAAUGCCAGAUGAACUGAAGCACAUCAUAGGCGCUGAGACUACACGGAAGGGCAUUCUUCGGGUCUUCGAAAUGUUCCAGCAUAGUCAGCUGAAUAAGAGAAUGGUGUAUGUGUUUCUGGAGAGAUUCCUAGAAACCUUAUUUCCACAAAAUAAGUUCCCUGAGCUGUUCCACAAACUGCAUUCAAGGUCAAAGCAAAUGCAGAGAUAUAAGCAGAGACUACACUCUACUCAAGCGCCUUCUUUACAGAAAAGGUGACACUUCAAAUCCAUUAAGCUGGUGUUUGUUUGUCCAGGAUUAAUUACUUGGGCAGAUUCUCUGGGGCUUCAAACUCACAUGCCAUCAUUUCUGCACCAGUCUUCUAGUGUCACAUAUUAGAUUAUUAAUGCAUCUGUAAGACCUGUGGAUCUUCUCAUCUUCACUUGUAGUUCAACCACGACCAGAAUGGUUUGUGUGUCUUAAAUGAUUUGGUGCGUCUUCAUGCAACAUUGGGAAGAAAACUGGCCCAGUAUAUCAGAAUGCUGAUCCCUUCCGUUCCUGAGUCGAUGUUUUGCCAGCAAUGCAAAGUGCCAGACUGUUCAAGUAAAGCACAACUAUGGUGAUACAAUUGAAGAAAAGGGUGUUUUGGCAUUGGGAGAUGGUGCAAUGUGUGAGAGUCAGGUGGAAUUGUUCGGCGUUACAAGUGUUGAGGCUCUGUAGGGCUAUCUUAACAUUCCUGUAAAGGCUGAAUUAACCAGGAAAGCAGUCUGUGGAAUAACAGGUUGGUAGGAGCAGGGAGAAUAGCUAUAGCCCCAUCGUAAAAGUACAUUUAUUGAAAAAAAGUGGAGGUAAGUGGCUUUUAUGCCACAUUUGCAUCACCUUUCAUAUUUUGAAAAUUAAACUAACCUUAUACCUAAUGGGAGUUUUAGUAAAAGCAGAGGUGCAGUAGAAACAAACCCUUUAUUCUGAUUAUUCUGUAGCAUUUAAAGGCCAUAUGCUGCUCUUACAGCACCUGGCAUACAUUUUGCAUGUAACUUCAGUGGAGAAGGAGCAUCAUAUUUAUGUUCAAUUGGUCUAUUGGAACAUAAGUCCAAGUUGGUAGUUGUAGAAGGAAAGGA
This is a messenger RNA of Melozone crissalis (California towhee), 3847 nucleotides long. It is a transcript of the gene SNX13, whose product is annotated as sorting nexin 13. Gene Ontology annotation, cellular component: early endosome. The transcript has 26 exons. The record is from RefSeq and is a predicted model, not a curated record. Lineage: Eukaryota; Metazoa; Chordata; Aves; Passeriformes; Passerellidae. Bases 102 to 3008 code for a protein of 968 amino acids. Gene Ontology annotation, molecular function: phosphatidylinositol binding. Gene Ontology annotation, biological process: positive regulation of GTPase activity.